Messenger RNA from Pyricularia grisea, 2418 nucleotides. RefSeq lists its product as uncharacterized. Gene Ontology annotation, cellular component: cytoplasmic stress granule. Bases 1 to 2418 code for a protein of 805 amino acids. The transcript has a single exon. NCBI's taxonomy places the organism in Eukaryota, Fungi, Ascomycota, Sordariomycetes, Magnaporthales, Pyriculariaceae. Gene Ontology annotation, biological process: mRNA splicing, via spliceosome. Gene Ontology annotation, molecular function: mRNA binding. The record is from RefSeq and is a predicted model, not a curated record.
AUGCAGGACAUUCAAGCUCCCGCCGGCCCUGUUGGCCGCUUUCCUGGCCAUGCCUCAAAGCCCUCCAACAGCGACACUGGUUUCUCCCAUGGCGCUUUUACUUCCAACAUAUCUGGUUUCGCCGAUAGGCAUCCUCGCCGCGGCAACAUCCCCAACAUCAACACCCAGUCCAUGAACCCGCAGCCCGCUCCCGUUCAGCAGCUCGAUAUGACGACCCCAAACACGGGCUUAGACAUGAACUUUACGCCACUCUUGCCGUCGCAGCUGUUGCUCGGAAGCCCGUUCCAGCCUGGCACCCCAGCAGCUUUCGCCAACUCGCAGUUCCAGAGCCUCGGAGGUUACGCUCAGCAACAACAACAACAGCAGCAGCAGCAGGGCCUUGGUCAGCAGAUUCAGCAACAGCAAGGCCUCGGCCAGAGUGGCCUGACGAGCCCUGUACAGGGAAUGUCACCUCAAGCUUACCAGGGCAUUGUGUCACCUUCCGCUUACGGCGCCCCGCAGUUCUACUCGCCGCAAUCACCCUCUGGCGCCUUCAGCAGCAUGAGCAACUCGCUGCAAAUGCAGCCGACUUCGCCCAUCGGUAUGGCAUCAAACGUUGUUAGCGGCACAAGCCGUACCGUCUACCUCGGUAACAUUCCUCAGGACACAAGCGCCGAAGAGAUUCUGGGACACGUCCGCAGUGGACAGAUCGAGUCGGUCAGGCUUCUUGCCGACAAGAACUGUGCCUUCAUCUCGUUCCUGGAUGCCAGCUCUGCCACCCACUUCCACUCUGAUGCAAUCUUGAAAAAGCUCUGCAUCAAGGGCCAGGACAUCAAGGUCGGCUGGGGCAAGCCCUCUCAGGUUCCCACCUCGGUUGCACUCGCUGUCCAGCAGUCCGGUGCCUCGCGUAACGUGUACCUGGGCAGUCUGCCCGAGGAGAUUACGGAGGAAGAGCUGCGUGAGGAUCUGGGCAAGUUUGGACCCAUUGACACGAUCAAGAUUGUUCGCGAGAAGAGCAUUGCCUUCGUGCACUUCUUGUCCAUCGCAAAUGCGAUCAAGGCCGUCUCGCAACUUCCGCAGGAGGCCAAAUGGCAGGCUCCUAGGCGUGUGUACUACGGCAAGGAUAGGUGUGCUUACGUGUCCAAGACGCAGCAGCAGAACGCUGCUCAAUACCUUGGUAUCUCGCCGUCAUACGCCCACAUGCUCACCGGAGCUGACCGGGACCUGAUCUCGAGUGCAUUGGCUCAACAGUCUGUUGCUGCUGCUGCCGUGGCGACAUCGGCUGGUGGGCUCAACAACUUGGGCAACCGCACCAUCUAUCUCGGCAACAUCCACCCCGAGACCACCAUCGAGGAGAUUUGCAAUGUUGUGAGGGGUGGCCUGCUGCACCACAUCCGAUACAUUCCAGACAAGCACAUCUGCUUCGUGACUUUCAUCGACCCCACCGCUGCCGCUUCUUUCUACGCUCUGAGCAACCUGCAGGGUCUGAUGAUCCACAACCGCAGGCUGAAGAUCGGCUGGGGCAAGCACUCGGGUGCCCUCCCUCCAGCCAUCGCUUUGGCCGUCAGUGGCGGUGCCUCCCGCAACGUUUACAUUGGCAACCUCGACGAGACGUGGACCGAGGAGAGGCUCAGGCAGGACUUUUCCGAGUAUGGUGAGAUUGAGCUUGUGAACACGCUCCGGGAGAAGAGCUGCGCCUUCGUGAACUUCACCAACAUUGCCAACGCCAUCAAGGCCAUUGAGGCUGUUCGCAGCAAGGACGAAUACAAGAAGUUCAAGGUCAACUUUGGCAAGGAUCGUUGCGGCAACGCGCCGCGCCAGAUGCAGCAGGGUCAACAGGCGCAGUCACCUCGCUCGGAGGGUGUGCCUUCUCCCCCACCCAACGCUACUAGCCACAGCGGCAACUCCCCGACGACUUCCAACCCUCCCGCCUCGGCCCCGCCAGCUCUCUUCAACGCGAACAACAACCCCUUGACCAUGUACCUGAGCCACGUGUCGCAACAGGUCAACCAGCAGCACAGCCAGCAGCAGCAGGCUCUUAUGAAUCAGCAGGCUGCCCUCUUUGGCACUGCCGCCUCAUCGCCCAAUGACCUCGGCCUCGAGGUGCCUCAGGUUCCCCAAUCUGCUGGCCACCAGCCUUCGUCGAGCAUCUCCAAUGGCUUUAUUGGUAACGGCCCUGCCUCGGCAUCGGGUGCUCCCACGAUUGGUGGACUGCUUGCUCCUGGCCGUAGCCAGCACAAUCGGGCUGUCAGCCUGCCUGCUCUGGCACCCGGUUAUGAGAACGGUGGAACCAGCCCUAACAGCAUCCAGGGUACCAAUGGCGCAGCUCUCGAGGGUGAGCGUAGGGGCCAUCAGUACCAGGCCAGCUACAACGGUGGCUUUGGCCUAGCUAUCCAGGGCGGCCUCAACGGCUGGGUUGAGGAGGAGGUUGCCAACUAA